This is a messenger RNA of Carya illinoinensis, 1147 nucleotides long. Its product is annotated as E3 ubiquitin-protein ligase MIEL1-like. Gene Ontology annotation, cellular component: nucleus. Lineage: Eukaryota; Viridiplantae; Streptophyta; Magnoliopsida; Fagales; Juglandaceae. The coding region runs from base 172 to 984 and encodes 270 amino acids. The transcript is spliced from 12 exons. Gene Ontology annotation, molecular function: zinc ion binding; ubiquitin protein ligase activity. Gene Ontology annotation, biological process: protein ubiquitination; ubiquitin-dependent protein catabolic process. The record is from RefSeq and is a predicted model, not a curated record.
UUUAAAAAAAAAAAAAACCUUAUGCAAAUUCGCGCGAAGGCAAGCAGGCAACCUGGGGAGAGGAGGGUGGAAAACAGACCGCUGAGCUCGGCAACCAAAACUCCUUUUUGCGAUUUCUCUUCAUUUCAUUACCAACCGAAACUUUUGUAAUUUCGGCCUUAGCCAUCGCCAAUGGAAGAGAAAGACUCAGCUGCGAGUCCUGGGACCAAAGCUAAGGAUUUUGGAAAAUUGAAACACGGGUGCGAGCACUAUCGGAGACGAUGCAAGAUUCGAGCCCCAUGCUGCAACCAGCUUUUCCCCUGCCGCCAUUGCCACAACGAGGCCGCGAGCUCCCUGAGCAACCCUAAUGAUCGUCAUGAGUUGGUCAGGCAAGAUGUCAAGCAAGUUUUAUGUUUGAUUUGCAAUACCGAGCAGCAGGUUGCUCGGGUAUGUUCUAACUGUGGUGUGAACAUGGGAGAAUACUUUUGCGACAUGUGCAAAUUCUAUGAUGACGAAACCGAGAAGGGGCAGUUUCACUGCCAACAAUGUGGGAUAUGUAGAGUCGGUGGUCGUGACAACUUCUUUCACUGUAAGAAGUGUGGAUCUUGCUAUCCAGUGAACAUUCUUGAUAAUCACUCAUGUGUGGAGAACUCCAUGAAGAAUUUCUGCCCUGUUUGCUAUGAGUAUCUUUUUGACUCGAUCAAAGCCACCAAAAUUUUGAAGUGUGGACACACGAUGCAUAUGGACUGCUUUGAUGAUAUGAAAAAACAGAAUAUGUAUCGAUGUCCUAUAUGCUCCAAGACAGUGACUGAUAUGUCUGUUUUCUGGAAUAUGUUGGAUGAGGAGAUAGAAGCCACGGCCAUGCCCGAGGAAUACCGAUACAAGGUUUCAAUUCUUUGCAAUGAUUGCAACAAUAAUGGCGAAGCUUGCUUUCACGUUUUAGGGCACAAGUGCGGUCACUGCAAUUCAUACAACACUCGCAGGCUUUCAGCACCAGACAAUUGAUGAGACAUCAGCUGACUACAUUAGGCUAUCAUACACCUUAGAACUUUUGACAGAUCUACCGAUUGUUUCAGUGAAAAAUUCCUCUUUAGCAAGUGCUUUUGUUUUAUGCAAGUUAUACUAAGGCAAUGUUAUGCUUUGUAAUGUUAAAACGGUUUCAAAUUCA